Messenger RNA from Vigna unguiculata (cowpea), 1597 nucleotides. RefSeq names its product actin-related protein C2B (gene ARPC2B). The record is from RefSeq and is a predicted model, not a curated record. Gene Ontology annotation, molecular function: structural constituent of cytoskeleton; actin filament binding. Gene Ontology annotation, cellular component: Arp2/3 protein complex; actin cytoskeleton. Gene Ontology annotation, biological process: Arp2/3 complex-mediated actin nucleation; actin filament polymerization. NCBI's taxonomy places the organism in Eukaryota, Viridiplantae, Streptophyta, Magnoliopsida, Fabales, Fabaceae.
AGAGUGUGUGUGGCUACAUAUGUGAAUUUGCUUCAAAGCUUACCAAACAUGAUUGCAACACUGAACUUGCAUUUUACUCAAACCUCAAAUCCAAAAACGGUUGAGGCUCUCAAAUUGUAUAUCACUUCAACACAAGCCAAGAGUUCACACAAUUUCAGAACAGAAGAGAAGAGAAUUAUAUGAGAAUGGCAUGCAUAGACAGAGCAUCUCCAGCACUGAACCAAAUACUGCUAAAACUUUACUGUGCUGAGAAGCCCUUGGAGAUUGAUCAUCACUUGUAUGAAUUUGGGUCAUUGGAGUACCAUAUUCAGUCUCAAGCCUCUGAUCCACAACUAGCCUACUUGUCAAUAUCAAUGCCACCUCUUUGCCAUGGAAUCCUGCCAAAGGAACUUUCUUCCAAGACCAUUGAAAUGGUUAAGGGUCUAUGUCCUAAUGUUGUGGAGAUUAUAGACCCUGCCAAAGAAGGAUAUCAGCUUACUCUGAAGCUUAACCUUAAUCAGAUUCCAAGAAACAAAGACUAUGAUAAGAUCAUUAGGGAAAUAUCAUCAGUACAUUCAGUAAUUCUGAGUUCACAGCUGAAAGAAAUAUUAUGGAACGUGAAUUCUGAUGAUGCACUUCAGGGGAUGUACAAACCCAUCAAACUAGUCUACCAUCCAAGAGAACCUUUCUUUCUCAUAAGACAGCCACAAAGAAUCAUAGCAGUAUUCCCAAUUCGUUUGAAGGAAAAGUCAGAUGUGACUAUUGCCACAACUUUCUUUCAGGAGCUUGUGGAUGUGGGAAGUUCAGAUAAAUGGGCCAAGGUACCACCCUGCAACUGGUCAGCCAUUCCUCCACCAGAGUUAAGAGGAGAAGCUUUUGAAGAUUUGAGUACCAAUGGAGGGUUUUUCACUUUUGAUAUCUCUUCUCGCCAUGUUGAAGGCAAUAGGCUAGACAAAACUGUCUGGAGUCUAUUAAAUUUUAGUACCUAUGUUAGAUAUCAUGUAAAGGUAACAUCAAUAUUAUUCUUUCUUCUUAAAGUCUGCUUAGUAAAUCCCUUGAUAUUCCAAGUUUUGAAGAUCUUUGUACUGCAGAGCACCAAAGGUUUUAUUCAAAGAAGGAUGAGGAAGCGUUUGGAAAGCUUGGUUGAGGUACUGCACCAAACAAACUCAGAAGAAAAUGAACAAACCAAACAACAUCAAGUAUAUAGGUACACAAAGAAACUAGUGAGAUCAACAAAAUAUGUCAUCCUGAAACAAAGAUGGGGAACCUUUGGAAGAAAAAUAAAGAGGAUGGGAUUCCGGCUUAAAAUUAAUGGAUUUACACGGUUUCGUCAACGAUGGUUGAGGUUCCCAAAAUUUUCAACAGGAUAUACAAAAAUAGAGUAGAAUUCAGUGCAAAUAUCAGUUUAUGUAAUAUAUGGAGUUCAUAAAGAUGGUCCAAGAAAAUGAAUACUUCACUGCCUAUUUUUAUCAUGCCUAGCUAUAAAAUUUAUAUGGAUUUCAACUACUUUAUUGAAAUAAAAAAGGAGCAUAUUCAUUGGUCUAGACAUCUACCAAAUUUGUAAUGUUGCAAGUGUAAUGUCUAUGUAUAGAAAUCACAAUGAAGUUUUAUACCGAAA